Molecule: messenger RNA, 3920 nt
Organism: Salvelinus sp. IW2-2015
Lineage: Eukaryota; Metazoa; Chordata; Actinopteri; Salmoniformes; Salmonidae
Source: RefSeq, a predicted model, not a curated record
UUUCAGAGAGAGAACUUGUAAAUCGGUCCAAUUCGACCGAAUUCGGAACACAGCAGGAGGGUUAAACCUGUGUGCUUGGUUAUGCACUUUGCUUAAUAUGCAUUUUGAAUGUAUAAUUCCACUUCCGUAUAUGUUUGUACAAUUUGAAAACCUUUGUCUCCCGAGUGGCGCAGUGGUCUAAGGCACUGCAUCUCAGUGCUUGAAACUUCACUACAGACACCCUGGUUCGGAUCCAGGGUCUAUCACAACUUGCCGUGAUUGGGAGUCCCAUAGGGCGGCGCACAGUUGGCACAGCGUCGUCCAAGUUUGGCCGGUGUAGGCCGUCAUUCUAAAUAAGAAUUUGUUCUUAAAGUAUUGGUCCAACUCUUUAUAGAAAACAAGGAAGAGUGUUUUUCUAUUAGUGAAUUUACAUUUUGCCAUUAGCACAAUUACAUUUAAGGUAAAAAAUAGUUACGGAAAUUGGCAUCACAUUUGAUCAUUCUACGGUGUAUCCUUAGCUCAGUUGGUAGUGCAUGGCGCUGGGUUUGAUUCCUACGGGGGACCAGUACAAAAAUGUUUGCACUCGCUACUGUAAAUUGUUCUGGAUAAGACUAAAAUGUAAACAAGUCUUCAAGAAUAUUAUACAACUACAAAUGUCUUGCCAUAAUCUCUUUACGUGUAGACAGUGCCAAAAUCAAUGCAAAGCUGUUUCUGGACGCUCAACACAAAAAGGACAGUAAUGUCUUUGAGUUUCUUCAGAUAUUAUUGACAAAUGUAUUCCAGUAAAUUGUGUCAUAAAGAAUCGAAACAACAUCCCGAUGAAAUAAAGCAACAAGCUGCUCGUUCUUGCUGACGUGGAGCAUAACAACACUGACGUUAAACCAAUGUCUAGAUCUUUAGAAGAAGUUGAAUAAACAUGAGUGACCUGGGGGACAUUUGUCCCCACCUGGAAUCCAUAGGGGAGGUCACCAAGGAGGACCUUCUGCAGAAAUCCAAGGGAACCUGCCAGUUAUGUGUAGCAGGAGGUCCCAACCUCUGGGCCUGUCUUCAGAGCGAGUGUCCAUAUGUUGGCUGUGGAGAAUCCUUUUCAGAUCACAGCACCCUACACGCUCAGACUAAGAAACACAACCUGACAGUAAACCUGACAACAUUCAGGAUCUGGUGCUAUGUGUGUGAGAGGGAGGUGUUUCUAGAGCAGAGGCCUGCAGUGCUAUCUGCUAUGUCUGCCACACACACUCCCCACCACUGUAAAGCUAUGGACAACCAGGAUGCAGUUCAUCAACCAGUGAGUCACCACCGCCCGUUGAAGGCGGUGCCCAUCGCGGUGGCAGAAGAAGAGGGGUCAGAGUCGGAGGAGGAUGACCUCAAACCCAGAGGUCUGACAGGGAUGAAGAAUAUCGGUAACUCCUGCUACAUGAACGCAGCUCUUCAAGCCCUGUCCAACUGUCCUCCUCUCACUCAGUUCUUCUUGGACUGCAGUGGACUGGUGCGGACAGACAAGAAACCUGCGCUGUGCAAGAGCUACCAGAAACUAAUCUCUGAGCUCUGGCACAAGAAACGGCCCAGUUAUGUGGUCCCCACCAGUUUGUCCCAGGGAAUCAAGCUGGUCAACCCCAUGUUCCGUGGCUACGCCCAGCAGGUAGGGGCAAGCUCCCAGCAGGAUACCCAGGAGUUUCUGCGCUGUCUGAUGGACCAGCUCCACGAGGAGCUCAAAGAGCCACUGGCAGUGUGUGGCGGGGAGGGGGAUGAGAGGAGGGAUGGGGGCGACCGCUCCCCCUCCGAGGACGAGUUCCUCUCCUGCGACUCAGGCGCCAGCAGCGACCGGGGAGAAGGAGGAGGGCUGGGGGAGGCGGGGCUGCUCAUCCAGGAUGAGUGCGGGGUGUCGCCGAGGGUGGGAGGAGGGGGGACAGGCACUGGGGGGCGACCAGGGACAGAAGGGCCCAUCUCGGAGAAAGAGAGGCUGAAGGAGAAGAGGGUGUUGGGCUCACCCCUCCACGGAGGCUCCCAGGAGAUGGACGAGGACGCAGAUGUGGAUACGGCGGCGGCCGAGAAGGGGUCUCUAGAGAGGGGGGCGGAGGAGGAGGAGGGGACCCCCCCUAGACCACAGAGCCCUAGUCAGAGUCAAACACAGGGGCAGAUGCAGAGCAGCAACACUCCAGAGCCAGACAACGAGGCAUCGAUGCAGCAGCGCACCCAGUCUCGCCCCUGCAGCCCUGUCCGUACGGUCCAGGAGCUGCAAGCGAAACUCUCCUCCAGCCCCCCUCGCUCUAGCACCCUCCGCUCUGCAGGGCCCACAUACUCCUUCAAGAAAGCCCAGCUGAUCCUGGGUGCCAAGAAGAAGAAACAGUCUCUCUACCGCAGCGUCAUCUCAGACAUAUUUGACGGCUCCAUCCUCAGCCUGGUCCAGUGUCUGACCUGUGACAGGGUUUCGACCACUGUGGAGACCUUCCAGGACCUGUCUCUGCCCAUCCCAGGUAAGGAGGACCUUGCCAAGCUACACUCCUCCAUCCACCAGAACCUCCCAGCCAAGACCGGGGUCUCUCUGGACGUCUACGGCUCCCAGGGCUGGAUCACCUACAUCAUGGACUCCAUACGCAGGUUUGUGGUGUCCUGUAUCCCCAGCUGGUUUUGGGGCCCCAUGGUAACGCUGGAGGACUGUCUCGCAGCCUUCUUUGCUGCUGAUGAGCUCAAAGGGGACAACAUGUACAGCUGUGAAAAGUGUAGAAAAUUGAGAAAUGGUGUUAAAUAUUGCAAAGUACUUCAGCUACCUGAGAUUCUGUGCAUUCACCUGAAGCGUUUUCGCCAUGAGGUGAUGUACUCCUUCAAGAUCAACAGUCACGUGGCUUUCCCAUUGGAGGGACUCGAGCUCCGACCUUUCCUGGCCAAGGACAGCCUCUCCCAGAUCACCACUUACGACCUGCUGUCCGUCAUCUGUCACCAUGGCACCGCAGGCAGUGGUCACUACAUAGCGUACUGUCAGAACGUGUCAUACGGUCAGUGGUAUGAGUUUGAUGACCAGUAUGUAACAGAGGUCCAUUGAACGGUUGUGCAGAAUGCUGAGGCCUAUGUGCUCUUCUACAGGAAGAGCAGUGAGGAGUCAGUGAGGGAGAGGCAGAAGGUUGUUGCUCUAAGCCAACAUGAAGGAGGCCCAGCCGUGCUGCAGUUCUAUACAUCUCCGAGGAAAGUGGCCAAACAAGUUCAACACUUCACUGAGCCAGGGCCCAAGAACCACACCUUUCUCUGCCAGCACGGGCAGGUCAGGAUCCCACCAUACAAGUACACCUAUAUAGACGACCUGGGUGGUGAUUCCUGCGCAGAAUGUAUGGAGUACCUGUACAACAGUUUUGGAGGAGGCCCAGCAGUGAACCACCUGUACGUGUGUGCUAUCUGCCAGGUGGAGAUAGAGGCUCUGGUCAAACGCAGAAAGGUGGAAAUAGACACCUUUAUCAGGUUGAAUAAAGAGUUCCAGGCGGAGGAGGCUCCUACAGUCAUCCUGUGUAUCAGCAUGCAGUGGUUCAGGGAGUGGGAGAACUUUGUCAAGGGCAAAGACAACGAACCCCCUGGUCCUAUUGACAACAGUAAGAUUGGUGUGAUGAAAGGGGGACACAUACAACUAAAGCAAAGGGCUGACUAUGGUCAGAUCUCAGAGGAGACGUGGCAGUAUCUUCUCAGUAUCUACGGUGGAGGGCCUGAGACUGCAGUGAGACAGACAGUGUCGGCCCCAGCCCUCGACACAGACAGCCUGCACAGAGAGAGGAAGAUAGAGGCAGAGACCAGGGCACUCUGAGAAACACACACAAUGGUCGUCUGUCUGUCUGACUCCUACACCUGGGUGAAGAGAAGCACCUGGGUGAAGAGAAGGACCUGGGUGAAGAGAAGGACCUGGGUGAAGAGAAGCACCUGGGUGAAGAGAAGGACCUGGGUGAAGAGAAGCACCUGGG